Durusdinium trenchii is the source of this 2346-nucleotide messenger RNA. The record is from the annotation of a GenBank genome assembly. NCBI's taxonomy places the organism in Eukaryota, Dinophyceae, Suessiales, Symbiodiniaceae.
AUGCGGGCUGCUUUGACGACGCACGGAUAUUUUUACUCUAGCAAUGUGGAUUGCUUGCCUCAGACAUACAUUGAGAAUGUGUAUUCGUAUGCGCAGCAGCUGCAUGCCUUGCCCACAGAGCAAAAGCGCCAUUGCGCACGACCCAAAGGUACCUACUCAGGUUCUGAUGUUGGAGUAGAUGAGCUUGCAUAUGAAGCUGGAAGCACUGCGAGUGUGCGUGCUUGGGACUACAGCAGGACGAGGUUUCCCACAUCUGGACACAACUAUCCAGAUGUAACAUGCUCUGUGACUGGACAAGGCUUCUUUGAGUUUCUGGAUGAUCUAUAUGAGCGACAAGAUAUUUUGGGAAAAGCCUUGAUGACCGGCUUUGCAGAGAUGUUGGACCUGCCUCCUGAGACCUUUGCUCAAUGCUUCGAAGGUCAUGACAUGGGAACCAUUCGGUUGCUGCGAUACCCACCUGCGGAGACUCCAGAAGAGGCUGCCCGGAGACAAGUGGCCAGCUAUGGAAUCAGUCCUCAUACUGACUUCGAGGCCUUCACAUUGAUGCAUCAAAGUGCUGCCGGGCUUCAGUUCUUGAAACCUGGUGGUCGCGCUUGGUUGGAUGCUCCAGUCAAGAAGGAAGAAUUUGUGGUGAUUGUGGGAGACGUCCUGGAGCGCUUCACUAACGGAGUUCUCCGUGCCACUCCGCACAGAGUCCUACAAACUGAGUGGGAGCGCUUUUCCAUAAUCCGCUUCAAUGCCAUGCGGCCUGAGACUCUCAUCCAGCCGCUUCCAGAAUUUAUCUCCAAGUCACGCCCAGCUCGCUACACGCCCGUCACCAUGCAAAAGCACAUGGACACCACUUUGACGCGCUUGGAGCGGGGCCUCGGUGCCUGGGAGAAGGAAUUGGAGACGCCCGUGGAACGGCUGAUUAACUAUCAUUACCCUUCGCAGUACGUGGUGCAACGCUUGCGGAAGGGCCAGGACAUCAACAUCGAUGGACACCUGGAAGAAGACGCUUGGUCUGAGGUUCCAUGGCUGGAUGAUUUCCUAGAUCUGGCAGGGCCUCGCUUUGACGGCUGGAAAGAGGCAUCUAGGGAUUAUGCGAGGCGUUUCACUGGCUCGUCAAACCCAACACGGGUGAAGCUGCGCUGGGAUGAUGCCUUUCUCUACGUGGCAGCAGAGCUGCGGUCCAGGCAAGAGCAGGCGAGUGUAAAUAUCCAUCUGGACAGACUGCCGCAGGCAGUGUGGGGUAGGACUGUGGUGAAUGAAGCACUCAGGCCAUACUUUGACGAUGAUUUUGAAGUGUUCAUCGAUGAGUCUCAAAGCAACUACUUCUACGUGGAAUUUGAAUUGAAUGCCAGGAACGCCAGCUACACUACUCUGUGGUCACAGCCACAGGCAGGCCUAGGUUCUGUGGCUCCCGGAGUGUGCUGCAACACCACGUGGAACGGAGGCAAGGGUCUUUGCGACCAUGGCGUCGAGCGAGAAGGUGGAAGUUGGACCCUGGAGAUGUUUGCCGAGAGCUUGCGGCCUGGAACUGGCAUGAUCUCCGCAACGAGCAAUACCACCGAGAUGUGGGUCUUAGAGAUUCGCUUUCCGAUUCUAUCUAGACGCUCGUCACAAGAAGCAGUUCUGCUUCCUGAGAAUUCUCCCACCGUUGAGCUCUGCCAUUGCAGUGUUUCUGCGCAGCCCCACGGUGACCAACACGGUGGGCUGCUGAAUUCGCCUGUGAGCCAGCGUCUCCCGCAUGUCCAAGCAGAGAAGCUUCAUCCGGCCAAUGGCCAGCGCUUUUGGUGGGCAACUUUUGCCAACGCGCUGCAUGCGCCUUGGUGGAGCAAGCUGACUGCUGCUGAUACGAAGCACCCAGAGCUGAUCAAGCAGCGUUGUCAAGAGGAGAUUCGUGGUGACAAGCAGCGUUAUGGUUUUUCUCAGUUUUUGCUGGAUGCCAACAAUGCAGCACCGACCUGCUAUUAUGAGGCAGCAUCUCAAAACCUUGGUGGUCAUCAGUACAUGCACAACCCUGACGUCUUCGGGUACUUACAAUUUGAAAGUACACCUGAUGCGGCCAGCUGCAGAAAUGUUUUCUGGCUUUCACGAUUUCUUCUGGCGCAGCUGUACCAAGCUGAGGUGCAGUAUUUGAUGAAUCGAAACUUUGGCAACGGUACAUACACUUCGAACUUGGUGCAGCUGCUAAACCCCAGUGUUUGUGACAUCUCCAAUGCCUGCAACGCCACAGCCUUGCAACAAGCACUGGACUAUGUCAAUGUGGCGAUCCAUGUGGAUGGUGCCAGGUCUGGCAAGUGUGUGCGCUAUGCCAUACCGGCAGUGCAGACGUCAAACUGGACAGGGGGGGCCUUGCUUUGA